AUGGACACGCUUGAGGUAGAACUGCCUAGGCGCAUUCUGAACCGGUUCUACCCAUUCCCUAAUGCUGUUCUGCACCCUCAUUUAACUGCAUGGAACCUGGGGCUCGCACUGCACCUGGCCUGUCUGCAGGAUGACGGAGAAAGAGUCACUCAGCUGCAGUUGAUGGGGGCCAGUCGCCACGCACUCAAUGAGAGUGGAGUAACUGUCCUCGAGGUUGCGGAGCGCAUGAAUCGUGUCAAUAUCAUCAAGCGUCUAAUGGCUGAUGUGAACAUUGCUGUGGUUGGUAUACUGGAGAUGCUCUAUGCCAUCCGUCGCGGCCAGGCCACCGUGGUGCGUGCUUUGAUGGAGAUGGGGGUCAAGCAGCAGCUCCAGGAUGAGGUGUUGUUCCGUGGCGUGUUUGUCAUGGCCUGCACGAUCAGCAAUGUCUUCGUCGUCCAAGCGCUUCUUAAACACGGCCCUCCCCUUAGUGUCGCUCCUUUUGAGGAACUCCUCGUCCUGGUGGCACGCCAUACAAACCAUCAUGAAAUUGCCGAAUUUAUCCAUGAGGUCUCCGAUGACGAACGUCGUCGUACUGCGAGAGAUACUGAGUCCUACUCUUUCCUUGGAAACAUGUUUUCAGAAGAGAACUUCAACCGUCUGUUUGACGAGUUCAUUCAGAUGCCCAACAUUCCAAACACCCAUACCGCGGAGGGCAAGCAAAAAGGGGGUGGAAAAGAUGCCGAAGCAUAG
This is a messenger RNA of Aspergillus tanneri, 729 nucleotides long. RefSeq lists its product as uncharacterized. The coding region runs from base 1 to 729 and encodes 242 amino acids. Lineage: Eukaryota; Fungi; Ascomycota; Eurotiomycetes; Eurotiales; Aspergillaceae. The record is from RefSeq and is a predicted model, not a curated record. The transcript has 2 exons.